Molecule: messenger RNA, 177 nt
Organism: Chrysochloris asiatica (Cape golden mole)
Lineage: Eukaryota; Metazoa; Chordata; Mammalia; Afrosoricida; Chrysochloridae
Gene: MPZL1
Product: myelin protein zero-like 1
Exons: 2
Coding region: 1-177 (58 amino acids)
Source: RefSeq, a predicted model, not a curated record
AUGAAACAGGUGGAUCUGAGAACUUUUAAGAAUAGCAACUGGAGUAUCAGCUUGAAAGUGUAUACAGCAGAAGAAAUCUCUGUUGCAAAUGGGACCCCAGGGAAGCUGGCAUGCAAGUCCCAGUCUCCUGACAUGACCAGCAGCUUGACCUCUGACCCUAGGAGCUUCCAGCCUUAG